Molecule: messenger RNA, 1437 nt
Organism: Candidozyma duobushaemuli
Lineage: Eukaryota; Fungi; Ascomycota; Pichiomycetes; Serinales; Metschnikowiaceae
Product: Zn(II)2Cys6 transcription factor domain-containing protein
Exons: 1
Coding region: 1-1437 (478 amino acids)
Biological process (GO): positive regulation of transcription by RNA polymerase II
Cellular component (GO): nucleus
Molecular function (GO): zinc ion binding; DNA-binding transcription factor activity, RNA polymerase II-specific; transcription cis-regulatory region binding
Source: RefSeq, a predicted model, not a curated record
AUGGGAUACAAGGAGUACCAGGGCGUGCUCCAGCUCAAGGCACACAAAAUCGUGCUGCGGAAACCUACAAAAUCGUAUAAACGGUCUGUGAAGGGGUGCUUCAGCUGCAAACGCCGAAAGAUCAAAUGUGACGAAACGAAAGGAAAAUGUAUGAACUGUGUCCGCCGGGAUCUCGAAUGCCAGUAUCCAGAGAUGAAAUCUAGUGAAACGGAAGAGGAACAGAUUCAAGAUAUCGAUAUUGGCCCCCUGCAAUUAGCAACGCUCGUACCUCGCAACCACCUAUCCAUCCAGAUAGACAGCAUCUUCCUUGUGCAAUUUGCCCAGCGGUUUCUUCCCACUUUGGCACAGCCGCAUUUCAACCACAAGGUUCCCACGCAAAGCCUUGUUCAUUCCGUAGCCGAAAAGCUGGAUCUUUUGCGGCAAAUGUCCAUAGCUUGUGGAGCCUCACUAGUAGCCUUUGACGACCAGGCGUUCAGGGCGGUGGCUCAAAAACGGUAUGUUUCUGCCUUGUCGCUUUUCAUCAAAACCAUGAAAAACGGUGUUUUGGGCAGCGAAGAGUGGCUUUUUUUGGCCAUCCAGGUAUUGCAAACUCUCAGUCUUCGAGACCCCACUAUGGGAUGCAAUGCUACCCGCUGUGCUGUACACCUUAGCGCUGCUUACGAGUUGUUUAUGAAGAAUAUCCUCCAAAGUCAUGCCUCAGUAUCUUCGCUAGAACGGGCCAUGAUCGAGAACUUUUUGUUCAACUACAGCUUGACGAUUAUGUUCUGCGACGAUGCACAGAUUGAAAAACUCAUCCCCAGCCCGUUUGGCCUUUUCAGUACCCACUACCAACGCUUUUUUGAGCUUUGCCAGGACUACGAGGAUCCUGCUCUGAGCCGAUUAUCUAUCACCGCCUUUCAAAUUGCAGCGAAAGCCUCAUGGCUGUGUCGUCUCAGACUUCCACUAGCUGAUUCAGACAAACUACUACACUGUGAGCUCCUCCAGCUUGCAGAAACGUGCCUCCUUACUCUGGAGACACUCAGCGCCCCCACCGUGCAAAUUUUUGAUACCCUUACCGUGGCGAAAGUGGUGCUUCAUACGCUGAUGAUUCUACUUCGCAAAAUGCUUGAUCCUGGUUUGAGAGCCUCCAUUUUGCAGCCACUGAUAGACGCUCUAGUACGCCUUGUGGGGGAUUCGAACGAAUACGUGGUGAUUCCCAUCUGGUCGAGUUUCAUAGCAGCCAGUGCCGCUACUGCUGACAGUGAUCGGCGUUUUUUUAUUCACACUUUGCAGAAACUAGGUACUCGGUCUGGGCUGCAUCUUAUCAACAGGGCAAGCAGCUAUUUGGAGGGGCUCUGGGAGAUUUACGGUGGAGAUGAGCCGUUUGGCCUUCUUUUGGACACUAGGGCGUUGACCGCCGUUAGUCAUGAUUCUGGUCAGGAUGCUGCUUUAGGGUAG